AUGACUGAUUAUGAAGCGUUUUACGACUCAACAGAUUUGACACUGAGAGAAAAUAUAGUAAUUCGAAUGGAGUCAGCCCUUCUUGUUCUUCAACAAGUUAUAACUAUAGCGAUUGAAAGACGACUGGACUGUGCUUCGGUUCUACAAGAAAUUUUCAACAACGUUCGCAUUUUGUUUUUAGAAUUGACAAGGAGAAGGGAAACUCAAACAGGCUCUCCCUGUAGUAACCAGGCAAUUUAUUCGUUAGAAAUGCCAAAAGUUGAGCGAAGUGGCCGGCCGGGUAGGCCACGGUUUGAAAUCAGCGAGGAUGUUCUCUUGGAAUUGCGGUCAUAUGGUUUUACGUGGAAACAAGUUGCAGACAUGCUCCUUGUUUCAAGAUCGACUAUAAGAAGACGUGUUGUUGAGUAUGGUUUACAGGAAACAACAGGUUUUUCUGAUUAUCUGAUGAACAGAUUGACUUUUAUGUCAAACAGUUUAUUGAAGAGCAUGGGAAUCUUGUGGGAUGUGUUAUGGUGCAAGGCUUUCUUAAGUCUCUUGGCUUCAGACUUCAACGCCGCAGGGUAAGGGCAAGUAUUUACCGAGUGGAUCCACAUAAUUCUCGCAUCAGAUGGGCAAUUGUCGUUUCAAGACGGGCUUAUUCAGUACAAGGGCCGAACAGUCUGUGGCAUAUUGAUGGCCACCACAAUCUAGUGAACUGGGGAUUUGUUAUCCACGGAGGAAUAGACGGUUUCUCAAGGCUGAUAGUGUAUCUUCACUCCUCCAACAACAACAGAAUGGAAACUGUAACUCACCUUUUUCGCUCUGCCACUGAACGCUAUGACUGGCCAUCAAGAGUAAGGAGUGAUCAUGGAGGAGAAACUGUAGGUGUCUGGCAGUUAAUGGAAGAGGUGCGUGGUCCAAAUAGAAUAAGUUUCCUGGCUGGAACAUCGGUACACAAUCAACGCAUCGAGCAUCUCUGGCGGGAUGUAUUUUGUUCUGUCUGCCAUAUUUUUUAUUACACAUUUCAGGCCAUGGAGGAGUCAGGACUACUCCAGCGAAACAACAGUUUGCACAAGUUUGUACUACACUACAUUUUUACCCCCAGAAUAAAUAAGGCCCUUCAGUCAUUUGCUGCUUUGUGGAAUCAUCAUCCUAUGAGAACGGAGCGCCAUUGGUCUCCGUUCCAGAUGUGA
Messenger RNA from Porites lobata, 1172 nucleotides. Lineage: Eukaryota; Metazoa; Cnidaria; Anthozoa; Scleractinia; Poritidae. The record is from the annotation of a GenBank genome assembly.